Messenger RNA from Copidosoma floridanum, 780 nucleotides. Its product is annotated as extensin-2-like. Lineage: Eukaryota; Metazoa; Arthropoda; Insecta; Hymenoptera; Encyrtidae. The record is from RefSeq and is a predicted model, not a curated record.
GAGUCGACAGUCGUAAUAUUGCGCCCAACUUGCCCCACUCGUACUGCAGUGGGUAUAUACACUCGCGAAAGUGCCAUUUUUUGACAUAAAAUCAUGAGUGACAUUGGUUACAUGUCGAAUCCUCCGGAUUCCGGGCCACAGCAGAUGCAUUCGCCGAGCGACAGCAACAACUUUGGCUACAUGCACAACCCACCAGCUGCCGACAACGUCGGGUACAUGAACAACCCACCGCCGCCACAGCCGAUGUUCCCACCGAGCGACAACGUCGGGUACAUGAACAACCCACCACCGCCACAGCCGAUGUUCCCACCGAGCGACAACGUCGGGUACAUGAACAACCCACCACCGCCACAACCGGUGUUCAUCUCGCCCCCUCAGGAGAUGUACUCUCCACCACAGCCGGUCUUCUCAACGACUGAGACGCAUUUCACGACGGUCCACUCCGGUGGCACGGAGUACAUGAACCAUCCACCACAGUCCAACGAUUGUGAUUGCUGUGCAAUUAUUUAACGACAACAAAUUCACCCAAAAGUGCUGGAUACCGUAAAUCGUGCAAAACAAAAAAAUAUUUCAUCGGUUUGUUAAAUGUACAAAAGAAAAAAUAACCGUGGAUUCAAAUUUACUCUAGUACAUGUAUUUCCGUUUGGUUUUUUUUCGCAUCCCACAUAUUUUGUGCUUGUAUAACGUACUUAAAUACCUACGUUUGCUGUGUGUAUGUACAGUUGCUGUAUCAUGUAAAUUAUAUGUGCCGCGCAAUCAUUAAAAUUAAUUUUAAACAAA